GGAAACCAUAUCCUUGACAGAGAGAGUAUUUAAGGAGCUUCAGUGAAGGGCUGACAUCAUUUGACCCAGAGAAGACACAGUCUCCAGGACUCAUAAUUGAAAAGAAGGAAGCUAGAGUUUAUAACGGUCAUGUCCCUUUCUGCUGGUUUCCAGUUUAGUUUGAACUUCCAACAAACAAAGAAAGUCCUGCGGAAACUCACAGGAGUCUCUUGCAUGCUCCUGUUCACACUAUGCUUUUUUGCUGACCUGGAAAAUGGUGGAAAGGCUCUGGCUUCACCCCCUGGGAAAUGGAAGAAAGCUAACGUGAGGUUUGACUCAAACACGGCAUUUGAAUCACUGGUUGUGUCACCAGACAAAAAGACUGUGAAAAAUGUGGGUGUCCCCCAGGCUGUGCCAGACAAUCCAGAGAGAUUCAGUAGCAGCCCCUGUGUGCUGGGGUCUCCUGGAUUCCGAUCAGGGAGACAUUUCUUUGAAGUGAAGUAUGGGACGCAAAGGGAAUGGGCUGUUGGGUUAGCCGGGAAGUCUGUGAAGAGAAAAAGUUACCUCAGACUUGUCCCCGAAGAACUAAUUUGGCAAAGGGGCCUCUGGUGGCUUCGGCGACUGGAAACGGAUUCUGACAAGCUUCAAAAAGGCUCUGGAAAGAUUGUUGUCUUUCUGGAUUACAGUGAGGGAAAAGUGAUUUUUGACCAGGAUGGUGAAGUCACUACCGUCCAGGCCAAUUUCAAUGGGGAGGAAGUUGUACCCUUUUACUAUUUAGGGGAAGGUGUUUCACUCACAAAUCUUUAAGAAGUUACAAUUCUUAAUUAAAAGAGGGGACUUCUCUCUACACAACUUUUGCAGCGCCUGUUCAAGCAUUUAAUAAUCUCUGGCUUUGGGAGAAUAAUCAUGUAGAGGUAGUGCUCAAUUUACAACGGUUGGUUUAGUGGCUGUUUGAAGUGGCAUUGGAAAAUAUAACUUAUGACCAUUUUUCACACUUAUGACGGUUGCAGCAUUCCCAUAGUCAUGUGGUCAAAAAACAGUCACUUGACAACAGCCUUAUAUUUAUGAUGGCUGCAGUGUCCCGGGGUUAUGUGAUCAGCUUUUGUGACCUUCUGAGAAGCAAAAUCAGCGGGGAAGCCAGAUUCACUUAACAACUGUGUUACUAACUUAACAACUGCAGUGAUUCACUUAGCAACUGUGGCUAAAAAGGUCAUAAAAUCAGGCAAAACUCACUUAACAACUGUCUUGCUUAACAACAAAAAUUUGGGGCUCAAUUGUACUCAUAAGUCCUGUAUCAUAUGUCCUUCUACAUCCCCAAACUGCCAACAAAACUUAAAUUCUAGAUGUAUAAGGGUUUGUUGCCAUACACUUUACACUCCUUUGUUUAAACAAUAUUGCAUCCUUUUCCCCUUAGACACAUAAAGGUUUCUUGAAGGGAAUUACGGCAUAUUGAAGGUUGUCCCAGUAAUACACCAAAUCUGUUUAAUCAGUUGGACAAAAGGAAUCAUAUGUGUACUACUAAUAAAGUCUCCAUGUUAUU
Messenger RNA from Notechis scutatus (mainland tiger snake), 1519 nucleotides. RefSeq names its product vespryn-21. Gene Ontology annotation, molecular function: protein binding. The record is from RefSeq and is a predicted model, not a curated record. Lineage: Eukaryota; Metazoa; Chordata; Lepidosauria; Squamata; Elapidae.